Syzygium oleosum is the source of this 1805-nucleotide messenger RNA. RefSeq names its product deoxyribodipyrimidine photo-lyase. Bases 54 to 1526 code for a protein of 490 amino acids. Gene Ontology annotation, molecular function: deoxyribodipyrimidine photo-lyase activity. Gene Ontology annotation, biological process: photoreactive repair. The transcript has 9 exons. Lineage: Eukaryota; Viridiplantae; Streptophyta; Magnoliopsida; Myrtales; Myrtaceae. The record is from RefSeq and is a predicted model, not a curated record.
CAUUUUUCUCUCUCUCCGAGCUUCGAUCCUGCGUCUCUCUCUCCCUCCCUCUCAUGGCGGCGUCGAUUUCCGUUCAGCCGGGGAGGUUUAGGGUUUUGAAGGAAGGGGCGAGGCGCUCCGACGGCGAGGCCGGGCCGGUGGUGUACUGGAUGUUCAGGGAUCAGCGGUUGAGGGACAACUGGGCCCUGAUCCACGCCGUCGACCGGGCGAGCCGCGCCAACGUGCCCGUCGCGGUGGCCUUCAACCUGUUCGAUCGGUUCCUGGGCGCGAAAGCGAGGCAGCUGGGGUUCAUGCUCCGGGGAUUGAAGCAGCUGCACCGGGAGAUCGAGGAGAGGCUUGGGAUACCCUUCUUCUUGUUUCAGGGUGAAGCUGAUGAGACUAUACCAAAGUUUCUUAAAGAAUGUGGGGCUUCACUUUUGGUUACGGAUUUCUCACCCUUAAGAAAAGUUCGACAGUGUAAGGAGAAAAUUUGCGAGAGAGUUGAUGAUUCAGUGACAGUACAUGAAGUUGAUGCGCACAAUAUUGUACCUGCUUGGGUGGCAUCACAGAAGUUGGAAUACGGUGCUAGAACUAUUAGGGGAAAGAUCAAUAAAAUGCUUCCAGAGUAUCUGAUUGAUUUCCCUACCCUGCAACCGUCAAGUAGAAGAUGGGAUACCGCCCAUCGAUCAAUUGAUUGGGACAAUCUUAUUGCGGAUGUCCUGAGGAAAGGAGCGGAAGUUCCUGAACUCAGUUGGUGUAAGCCCGGGGAAAGUGCUGCACUGGAAGUAUUGAUGGGAAAUGAAAAUGGCUUUCUGACAAAAAGAUUGAGAAAUUAUUCAGCAGACCGGAAUAAUCCAUUGAAACCCAAGGGGCUUUCUGUACUUUCUCCUUAUUUGCAUUUUGGCAAGAUAUCUGCCCAGCGCUGUGCUUUAGAGGCACGUAAAGUACGGAAAAGUUAUCCUCAGGCAGUAGAUGCAUUCUUGGAGGAGUUGAUUGUGAGGAGGGAACUUGCUGACAACUAUUGUUUCUAUCAGCCUCACUAUGAUUCAUUAAAGGGGGCAUGGGAGUGGGCAAGGAAGACAUUGAUGGAUCAUGCCUCUGACAAGCGAGAACCUAUCUACACAAGGGAGCAGUUGGAGAAAGCCCUAACAGCUGAUCCACUUUGGAAUGCCUCUCAGCUUGAGAUGGUAUACCAUGGAAAAAUGCAUGGUUUCAUGAGAAUGUACUGGGCCAAAAAGAUUCUUGAGUGGACAAAAGGACCUGAAGAAGCACUUGAAACAGCUAUAUAUUUGAAUGACAAGUAUGAAAUAGAUGGACGGGAUCCCAAUGGUUAUGUGGGAUGUAUGUGGUCAAUAUGUGGUGUUCAUGACCAGGGUUGGCGAGAGAGACCAAUAUUUGGGAAAAUACGAUACAUGAACUAUGCGGGGUGCAAGAGGAAAUUCGAUGUUGAUGGAUACAUUGCUUAUGUCAAGAAGCUGGUUGGCGAAGUGAAGAAAAGAAAAGCAGAAACCGAUUUAGAUAAGGAAGCCAAAGCACUCUGCAGCUAAUAUCAGUUAUCUGUGGUUCUCAUUGUGUUUAGUAGUUAAGUAUUUCGGCCAUGGUUGCUUCUUAGGAUGCUCUGAUUGGAGAAAAAGAGACCAGAAGAUUGUUUUGUUUUAUGUUUGACAACUUGGAGAGUCUCGACAGUUCAGAUUAUGGUGUGGUCUAGAUUUGGUACAGGGAAUAGAAAUUAAGGCAGGACUAUUCAAGAUCAUUCUUCAGGAUUUUGUUGAUCUUAACAUUGUUGUAUUACUAGCAGUGAAUAUUAACCACCUUUUUGGGUAAAA